Molecule: messenger RNA, 3816 nt
Organism: Oryza sativa Japonica Group (Japanese rice)
Lineage: Eukaryota; Viridiplantae; Streptophyta; Magnoliopsida; Poales; Poaceae
Source: RefSeq, a predicted model, not a curated record
CACCAACCUUUCCCACUGCCCCACUGCACCGCGCUCGCUCGCUUGAUAUCGAUCGAUCUCACCAUGCGGCUCUACCUGUACGUGAUCGAGGCGCGGGGCCUCCCGGAGCACGGCGGCGAUGGGGGCGGAGGGCCGUACUACGCGAGGGCGAAGGUGGGGAAGCAGAGGGCGCGGACGCGGGAGGUGGAGGCGCGCGGCGGCGGGGCGUCGGCGGCGGCGGCGGAGUGGAACGAGGAGCUGGUGCUCGAGGUGGACGGGGGCGAGGCGGUGGAGGUCGGGGUGGCGCGGCGGCGGGAGGGCGGCGGGCGCGGCGGGAGGGAGGUGGUGGGCAGGGUGAAGCUGCCGGUGCCCGCCGCCGCCGUCCCCGCGGGGAGGAGGAGAAGGACGACCGUGCCGCCGACGUGGUUCACGCUGCAGCCCAAGCACCACCGCCGCUGGAAGAAGGGCGCGGCGGAGGCGGCGGAUUGCGGGAAAAUUCUUCUCACCUUUUCACUGCAUGGAGAAAACAGCGACAAUACUGUUAUCCACUCAUCACCUUGUUCGAGCUCUAGGAGCGACACUGACAUUGAAUUUGAGAGAUCAACUUAUUGGGAACAUUCAAGUUCCAACAGUGGGACGGUUGAUUCUCCCAGGAGUUUUGCAAUAGAACGAUCUUCUUUAGAAAAUUCUGACCGUUCAGCCCAAGCAAAUUCCAAUUCCAACUCUGAAGAUGAUGAUCUAACAGAGCCUAGUGCAGCAACAGCAAAGGGCACAAGUGACAUCGAACCAAUGGUUCCAGAUGCAAGCUUUGAAGAAGCUAUGGAAAUCAUGAAGUCUAAAAGCAUCCCUGACAUGCCAGAAGAUCUUAAUGGUGGUGUCAUGUUCGAUCACACUUACCUUGUGGACUCGAAGAAUUUGAACUCUCUUAUCUUUGGGCCUGAUUCUCAGUUCUCCAAAGAGUUGCGCGAGUUGCAAGGAACUAUGGACUAUGAGGAACAGCCAUGGACAUGGAACAAUAAUAAUCCUCCUAGCUUAACCAGGACAUGUCAAUACACCAAAGGUGCAACAAAAUUUAUGAAAGCCGUCAAAACUAUUGAAGAGCAAACAUAUCUUAAAGCAGAUGGCAAGAGUUAUGUAAUUAUGACUCGUGUUCGUACUCCCGAGGUUCCAUUUGGAAAUUGUUUUGAGGUUGUUAUGCUGUACAAAAUAAUUCACUACCCUGAGUUGUCGUCAAGUGAAGGAAUGUCACAUCUGACUGUAUCAUACAAUGUAGAGUUCCUUCAGAGUACCAUGAUGAAAAGUAUGAUUGAGGGAAGUGUUCGGGAUGGACUGAAAGAAAAUUUUGAAAGUUACGCAGAAAUUUUGUCUCGGCAUGUAAAAAUUGCUGAUUCUGCUGGGAUGGAUAAAGAGCGAUUAUUGGCACCGCUCCAGACUGAUCAUCAGUCAGAUAUCAGACUUGCUUACAAGUAUUUUUGCAAUUUCACAGUCAUCUCUACAGUGAUAAUGGCACUGUAUGUUCUUGUACACAUCUUUCUGUCAAGACCAGGCCCUCUUAUGGGUCUUGAGUUCAAAGGUCUUGAUUUACCUGACACGUUUGGAGAGCUGAUCAUAUCUGGCAUACUAGUUCUUCAGCUAGAACGUUUACUGAGUAUGAUAUCUCGUUUUGUAGAGGUAAGGGUACAGCGAGGAAGUGAUCACGGGAUUAAAGCAAAUGGAGAUGGUUGGUUGUUAACUGUAGCUCUGCUAGAGGCCACAAGCUUGCCGCCUGUCUCUAGCGGUUCCGUAGAUCCUUAUGUUGUGUUCAGCUGUAACGGCAUAACACGAACAAGCUCUGUGCAACUUCAGACUCAUGACCCUCAAUGGAACGAGAUAAUGGAGUUUGAUGCCAUGGAAGAACCACCUGCUACGUUGGAUGUUGAGGUUUUCAAUUUUGAUGGACCAUUUGAUCUGGCAGUUUCUCUGGGACAUGCUGAAAUUAACUUCCUUAAACACACGUCAGCAGAACUAGCAGAUAUAUGGGUGCCACUGGAAGGUAAAUUAGCUCAGACUUGUCAGAGUAGGUUACAUUUGAGAAUAUUUCUGGAGAACACAAAAGGACCUGAGACAUCAAUGAGAGAGUACUUAAGUAAGAUGGAGAAGGAAGUUGGUAAGAAGUUACAUGUUCAGUCACCUCACAGAAAUGCAACGUUCCAGAAGCUUUUUGGUUUACCACACGAAGAAUUCCUUAUAGCAGUUUAUGCGUGCUCCUUGAAACGGAAGUUGCCGUUGCAGGGAAGACUGUUUCUGUCAGCCAGAAUAGUUGGUUUCUAUGCCAAUCUGUUUGGACAUAAAACGAAAUUCUUCUUUCUGUGGGAAGAUGUCGAGGAAAUCGAAGAGUUAACUCCAUCUUUCACAACAGUAGGUACUCCAUCUUUGUUGUUUGUCUUGAAGAGCGGCCGGGGACUCGAUGCCAAGAAUGGUGCAAAGUCCCAAGAUAAGGAAGGCAGGUUGAAGUUUCAGUUCCAUUCGUUUGCUUCAUUUAGCAAGGCUAGCAGGACAAUAAUUGGACUAUGGAAAACCAAAUCAUCAGCUAUUGAACAGAGGGCUAAACUAGAAGAAGAUCAAGAAGAUGAAAACUAUGUCGAUCUUAAUGAUGUUCAAUCUGUAUUGAGCAUUGGAGAUGUGCCACUGUCAAAGGAGUAUACUUUGGAACUGCCUAUCGAUGCGGAUCUGCUGAUGGGGGUGUUCGACGGGGGCCCCCUGGAGGCGAAGGCGAUGAGCAGGGCGGGUUGCCUCGACUACGCCGCCACCCCGUGGCAGGACGCCCGGCCCGGCGUCCUGGAGCGGCACGCCAGCUACAAGUUCAACCGCUACAUGUCCAUCUUCGGCGGCGAGGUCGUCAGCACCCAGCUCAGGCUCCCCUCCGACGACGGCGACGGCUGGACCGUCUACGACGUCAUCACGCUGCGCAACGUCCCCUUCGGCGACUUCUUCCGGUUGCAUUUGAGGCACAACAUAUGGAGCGUGGAGGCCGCGUCGUCGGAGGCGGCGGCGAGCAGCGGGAGCCGGUGCGAGAUACUGGUGGGGAUCGAGUGGGUGAAGAGGAGCAAGUUCCAGAAGAGGAUCGCGAGGAACAUCUGCGAGAAGCUGGCGCACAGGGCGAAGGAGGUGCUCGAGGCGGCCGCCAGGGAGAUCGCCCCGGCCUUGUCGGGCUAGCGAGAAGCUGGAGGAGACGGCUGUUUUUUCUUUUUCUUCCAGCAAGGCCGCAACGGAGAAGAUCUCUGCAGAGGAGCAGAGUGCACGACUGAACUGUGUCGGCUUUUGCCUUGGCUGUAGCGUAGUAGUAUCUCCAAAACAGAACGAAACAAAUAGGAAUACGGAGAUGUAUACCAACUACAGUAUAUACGAUAUCUUCAAGAAGUACACAUGAUCCCAAAAAAGUGUACAAGUGUCGAGCCCGAACCGAGCUGUGCGUGCGCGCGCGUGACCAGCCGGCCGAAUUCCGGUGGUUUUUCCUCGUGUCGAGCCGGCACGAUGUGGUGGGAGGUGGCCAACUGUUGGUAGAUCGGGCGAUGCCGUAUUGAACAUGGGCGUGACUUCUCGUUGGAUAGACAAGAUCAUCAUCUGCGGAACGUGGGUGCAUGCGACUUCCUGGUGCUGUUGAUCUGGCCACCGCAGUACCGCACCGCUCAUGGGGAGAGUCAUGGUGGUGGCGCUCGGUUUGUAUGGAUUUCCAAGUGUACAUUCCUGAGGUGUGCAUCCCUCGGUUUCAUCUUAGGUGUACAGGCUUGAAUGCUAAUCGAGUUACUCAUCAUAAAAAUGUCUAAUUCUAUAUAAAAUGUUAUAUUUAUAGGUUUU